AUGGAGUCUAAAGAGGAUCAUUGCAGUGGAGGAGGAAGAUGGCGAUGUGUUUGGCGACGGGCGGCCUGCCUCUUUGUCUUUUUGUGGUUUUUCCUAAAUGGAACGGAGGCACAAAUCCGCUAUUCGAUCCCAGAGGAGAUGAAAAAAGGCUCACUUGUCGGAAAUGUGGCCCAAGAUCUCGGUUUGGAUCUAAAAAGACUCCGUUCUGGGCGUGCCCGCAUCGUGACGGGGGAGAACGUCCAGUACACGGAGCUGAGGACGGACAAAGGGCUUCUGGUCGUCCAUGAGAGGAUAGAUCGAGAGCAGCUUUGUGGAGACGUGACGCCGUGCAGCUUCACCUUUGAGAUUUUACUGGAAAACCCCAUGGAAUUACACCCUGUGACCAUCGAAGUCGUUCGCAUCCUGAUCCAGGACCAGAACGACAACGCCCCCCAGGUCCUGUACCCGGUCCAGACGGGCGGCUCGGUGCUGGCUGAAAUGGUGCCUCGUUCAGCAGAUGUGGGCUACCUGGUGACUAAAGUGGUGGCUGUUGAUGUGGACUCUGGACAGAACGCCUGGCUCUCCUAUAAAGUGCACAAAGCCACAGACAGGGCGCUGUUUGAAGUGGGCCUACACAAUGGAGAAAUAAGAACUGUCCGCCAAGUCACUGAUAAAGAUGCUGUCAAACAAAGACUGAGUGUUCUAGUGGAGGACAACGGGCAGCCCUCUCGUUCAGCUACAGUCAUUGUUAACGUGGCGGUGGCGGACAGCUUCCCUGAAGUGCUGUCAGAGUUCACUGACUUUAGCAUGCACGACAAGGAGUACAAUGACAAGCUGACUUUUUACUUAGUCUUGGCUUUGGCUGUAGUCUCCUUCCUCUUCAUCACCUGCUUGCUGCUCAUCAUAUCAGUCAAAGUGUACAGGUGGAGACAGUCUCGCGUCCUGUACCACUCCAACCUCCCUGUCAUUCCAUAUUAUCCACCACGUUACUCAGACACUUUGGGGACAGGGACUCUCCAACACGUGUACAAUUACGAGGUGUGCAGGACCACCGACUCCAGGAAAGGUGACAUGAAGAAUAUGCAAGCCAUGAGUCAAAGUUUAGUGAGUGUGGAUGGAGCUGAUGCUGAUACACCACAUGUGACCAAGCACAUGUCGGGAAACUUUUCACAAAUGUCAACUUUGUUUUCCAAGUUCUAA
Molecule: messenger RNA, 1179 nt
Organism: Entelurus aequoreus (snake pipefish)
Lineage: Eukaryota; Metazoa; Chordata; Actinopteri; Syngnathiformes; Syngnathidae
Product: protocadherin beta-8-like
Exons: 3
Coding region: 1-1179 (392 amino acids)
Biological process (GO): homophilic cell-cell adhesion
Cellular component (GO): plasma membrane
Molecular function (GO): calcium ion binding
Source: RefSeq, a predicted model, not a curated record